AUACAAGUUGGUUAACAUUCAUCAAGUGGGGCAAAGAAACACCAUAGCCCGUGAUAUGCGCACUUUGACCCCUUACGUUUCCAAACAUUUCAUCAACAACCCCAGGAGGAUACGUAUACACUAUCAAAAUCAAACCUGUGAGAUCACAAAUUAGGGCUCGUAAAUAAUCCUCUUCAAUGGCAACGACGAAUAUCCAUGAUUCUGCAACCCUUACGACGGAUGCCGGUGAUAAAAACACCACCGAAGAAGGUGAUUCGGUUACCGAUGAUACUCAGCGGAAGAUCCGCCGUCCGGAGCGGUUCGGUUUGCCGGUUCAGCUUUCUGAGAGGGACCGGAUACUUGAAGUUUUGAUAACCACCCAAUGCACAAAAAAAGAACCCGGAAUGGUACACCCGGGUCCGUCAAAAGCGAAGAGGAAGCAUAGAAAGAAGGCGGUUGACGCCGAACCCGUGGAAAAGAAUGUUAUGCAUUGGACCUCUGAUGAGGAGCUAGCUUUGGCUCGUGCGUGGGUCGAAAUAUCCGAGGACCCGGCUACCGGAAAUCAUUAUAAAGGCACCGACUUUUGGAAACGUGUUCGUGAAGCGUUUCACAAAUUAACGGGACGAGAACCAUACCGGAAUGCGGAUUCCAUUUCCGGUAAAUGGAGAGAAAUGCGUAGAAAAGUUGCCGCGUUUAACGUCAUCUUCAACAACCUCUCCAACAAUCGUGGUAGAACUAACGGGGCUAGCGAUGUGGACUUGCUAAUCGAGGCACACAAAAUCUAUAAACAAGAUAAGUCCCAUGGGUUCACAAUGGAUAAACCGUGGCAAAUCUUAAGGAAAAGCACCAAGUGGCAUCUCGUCCCACUAAUGGACGUACAAGACAUACGGGUCAAAAGAUCGAAGAGCACAUUGUCCAAUGACCACACAUCCUCUCAAGUCGCAUCGGAUGCGCAUUCGCAAUUAAAAUUAGAUAAUUCAGACAAUGAGUUUGAGAUGCUGGAAGAACCGACUCCUCCAGUUGAUCCGCUCCCGGUGGGGCGAGAUCGUGCAAAAAAUAAAAACAAAGGUGGUGGGUCAUCUUCAACCAACCCCGAUAUGCAAGCCCAAUUUGAAAGUAUCAACGCGAAUAUUAAAAAAUUGUUAGCCCUCGCAGAACGAGAAACCGACGCCUACGAUCUUAUGGUGCUUGGGAUGAACACUGACGGUAUGUCGGAUGUGGACAAACAAAUAAUCGAAAAACAGAAAAACAAGAUUCGCAAACGCUUUCUAUGUGCGUUGGAUGAGGACGACGAGAAUGAGAAAGAAGACGAGUAAUUAUCUUUAGGUGUUAAAAUUUUAUUGUACUUAUCUAUAAGAUUUUAAAUGUUAUUGUAGUAUCUUUUAGUUAAAUGCUCUUUCUAUUUUUAUUUGUCUAA
Molecule: messenger RNA, 1396 nt
Organism: Helianthus annuus (common sunflower)
Lineage: Eukaryota; Viridiplantae; Streptophyta; Magnoliopsida; Asterales; Asteraceae
Exons: 3
Coding region: 177-1295 (372 amino acids)
Source: RefSeq, a predicted model, not a curated record